Molecule: messenger RNA, 516 nt
Organism: Alternaria burnsii
Lineage: Eukaryota; Fungi; Ascomycota; Dothideomycetes; Pleosporales; Pleosporaceae
Exons: 3
Coding region: 1-516 (171 amino acids)
Source: RefSeq, a predicted model, not a curated record
AUGGACUUCCCCACGGAACGUAUCCUGGCCCUGGCUCGCUUCGUGGCACAUGUGCUACGAUGGGUUUUCGAUUCACCGUCCCAUGUCGACGAUCCAGAGCGGGAUGACAUGAAUAACACAUACUGUUGGGUUGCAAAAAAGUGCGGCUUUCAGAUGAACCAGUCGCUUGAUCAUGAUGGCUUCAAGCUCAAAGGAUGGUUGCACGAAGUCAUGCGAUUGAAGCUGGAGUAUCUGGUUUCGCGAUAUCAUCAUCGAAUCGAGUUCGUCCGGCCGGGAACCAUGUUCGAUAGGAGGUGGAUGACCGAGAUACCCGAUGAAGAGGGCAGCGCAUUGAUACCAGACACGCAGUAUCGUGUUCGUCUUUGUGUCAGCCCCGCUCUCGUGGGUCGUAUCGACGAUACGAAGUGGUCGCAAGGACCUGUCUCGACUCACGAGUGUGAAGAGUACAAGCUUGCUCUUUUGGAAUCCAGAGACUUCUUCACCGAAGACACCGUUCAGGAAAAGGCUUCGCUCUGA